CACUCCAGCCUGGGCGACAGAGUGAGACUCCAUCUCAAAAAAAAAAAAUUGUUUUAUUUGAAAUUGUAACAAAUGUCAUUACUGCCUUUAAAAUGACUUGGAGCACUUUGAAAAAAUCCCAGAAGUUUUCCAACUACAGAAUAAAAUUAAAAUUCUACCAUUAGGCAUAACCUGGCUUCCAUCUACUUGUCAGCCUAGCAUCUCCCACUACUUAGCAAAAGUGCACCUGACAAUCAUGACAUGCUGAUCUCAGUGAUGUUCCCACUUGCCUGAAAUACUCUUUCUUCACCUAAAAGUCUUGUGCUGAUUCUUUAAACUCCAGUACAAAUGCAACUUCUUGAAUAAUUCUCUUCCCUUUUCUCUUAGGAAGUUAACCACUGUCCUCUAUAUUCCCUGAUAUUUAUAUGUUUGUUACAGCAUUUACAUGUGGUUAUGGAUGCCAACUGUAUCAAUAUCUGAUAUAUGAGAUGAAUCAAUAUCUGAUAUCUAAAAGGUGAGAAGUGCUGUCAAUAAAGUCUCUAACCUAGAACAUAAUCUGAUUUUCUUUUUUCUUUUUGUGCUUCUCUAGACUUCAAAGCAGCAUAGAUUGAAAAAGAUCCAGAAACUGACAGAUCCACAGUGGGAAGAAAACCUCAGAAUGGCUUGCACUGAAGCUAACCUGACAUGUGUUUCAGAACUCCCUGUGGGCUGGACCCAGGAAUAUAUACUCUGGUCAAUGGAUCGGAGCCUUCAACGGAUCUUCCGAUACCUAGAAAGCACAAGAUCAAUGCUUAUGGAACAGGAUUUGCCUGAAUCACAGGAUAUGAUUUCUUCCUCUACCACCACUGUUCUUGUGGCUCAGAAGACUGUUCUAUGCUGUUGUGACUAUAAGAAAGCAAAACAUUCUACUGACCACAGCAUCUCCUUUAGUUCAUCAUGCAGUGACUCCAGUCUGUCUCAUCUUCCUGUCUGUUCUGAAGGAACAACUUGGGAAUUCCAGAGCCAUAGUUUACCUAUUUCCCACAAAAAGCAAUCAUCUGUGUUCAGGAACCAAGGCACAACCCUGCCUCCUUUUCAGCUCUCAGAGCCCCAGAAAUCAAAACUUUUUCAGAAUUUGGCAGAUCUUUCACCCUUACAACCUCAGAGCUCUUUUAUCAACUCCAUUUCUGAACCCCUAAAUAUCUGCAAACAAAAAAGGAAAAAAAAUGAUGAGAGAAUGAGCAAGAGUCAUUUGACAUCAGAUCAUGAGCCAAAUUCUGUUUCCAAGGAGAGACCACGACUUCCAAGGUGGGCUACAUUCAAUCUCUCUCCUUCAGUUAGAAGGGAGCUAGAAGGACAUAUGUCUCAGAAGGUUUUUGCUUUGCGGCAACAAACAGCACCUUUACCUUUGAGGAAAUCAUGGGCAAUGCUGAAUUAUAUAACUGAAGUACAAGCAGGAGUCGCUGAAUCAGAGAAACCCCAAACUCAGUUAUCUAUGCCCAUUUAUCAAAACACUGAGCAAAAUAUCAACAACAAAUCCUCAGACCUUCCAUCAUUUCAGUUCCAUGUGAAUGCUGGAGUGGGAUCUAGAUCAAAUAGCACAGAAACAAAACUUUCACAGUCAAUUAUCUCAGAUAAGCAGUUACAACCUGGGGGUGGCCACCAAAUCCUUGGAUCCAAGCCUUUAGUUACAUCAAUGGGCACUCUACCUCCAAGAAGUUUAGAAGUUAAUGUAAUUCAAGAGGAAACUCCUUUACUGAAGAAUGAUGCAAAACACGUGCCAGAGCUUAGUAUACAGAAGAGGGUCAUAGGUUUUCCAGAAAAAAGGAUACAGCAGCACAAGACACAAGUGACUAAUGUGGAGUUGACCCCAAGGCUAUCAUAUCAAGUCAAAGAUAGCCUAAAGGUAACUCCAUUGGCACUACUUCGGGUCAUAAAUUCAAUGGGGAUGAUCCCAGAAUCACAUUCAGAAUUUGCAGGUUUGUUCCCACAGCUGCCAAGUCAAGUUGUGAAACCAAUGGAAACCAUGGAAACAGUGAGCAUAACCCCCAAACCACCAAAUCAAGUCAUUCAAUCAAUGGAGGCAGCCCCAAGGUCUCAGCACCAAGUUACGGAAUCAGAGAGGAUGGCCACAAGAUUACUGAAUCAAGUCACAGAUAAUAAGAAAGUAACUCCUGUAGCACUCCUUCAAGUUAUGGAUUCUAUGGGGAUGAUUAACAAAUCACAUCCACAUAUAGAAUCAGUGGGAAUGACUCCAACACCACGAUAUCAAGUCAUAGAGUCAGUGAAAAUGAACACAUUGUUGAACCAUCAAGCCACAAAACCAGAAAAGAUGAAUCUAAGGCCACAACAUGGAGUUAUGGAAACUGUGGAAAUGAUGCCAGGGCCACAGCAUAAAGUCACAGAAUCUGUGGGCACAACCUCAGGGUCACAAAGUCACGCACAGAGUUUCAACACUGUGGAGUUGACCCUAAGACCACCAACGGAAGAUACAAAAUCUGCAGAGUUGGCCCCAAAGCCAUGGUUACACGAUGUCAGAUCUGAGAAGGUAGCCCCAGUACUAUUGCUUGAAGAUGUGAAAACUCCUCAAAUGGUAGAAUGUAGGAGGUUAAUUCCUGAGACACAGGUGCAAGGUAUGAAAUAUGGGGAAUUGACCAAAGGGACACAAUUUAAGGAAGUAAAAGCUGCAGAGAUGAGCCCCAAACCAAAUCAUGAAGCCACAGAGCCUGAAAGAUUGACCCCAUGGCAUCAAGCCUCAGAAUCUUUAGAGAUGAUCUCAGGACCAGGAUAUCAAGGAAAAGAAGCAAAGUUGACCUCUGACACCUGUCACCAAGUGGAAAAAUCUAUUGGGUUGACACAACCAUCUUUAGGAACUACCCCAGGGCCACUGAGCCAAACUUCAGAAUCUGUGGAGAUGAGCUCAGUAUCAUUCCAAGACAUUCUUAAGACAAUGCACCAACUUGGAAAAGCAAUGGGGGAAACUCCAGUAUCACAACACACAACAAAAGAAUCUCUGGAUUUGAUACCAGGAUCAGAAAUGCAAAGUGUGAAAUCAGAGGGGUUGACCACAGAGCCACAGCCCCAUGAUAUGAAGUUUGUUCACUGCAAUCUAGGGCCAUGUUCAGAAGUUACUGAGUUGUCAGAGAUACCCCCCAUGUCAGAAUAUAAAGAAACUGUGGGGUUGGCAUUGCCUCAAGUUGAUAAGACCCAGGGGGUCAUCCCAGUACCACCACAUUCAGAAACAGGAUUUUUGGAGUUGACUCUAGGACCAGGCACGCAAUAUGAGAAAUCAGAGCCACUACUGCAAAAUUUGAAAUCUAUGGAGUUAACCAGUGAGUCAUCUCCAUUAGUGAUAGGAUCUAAAAAGUUAAUUACAGAACCAAAACCACAUGUUAUGGACCUGACCCCAGGGCCACAGCUCCAGGGAGAAAAGUCUAAGCAGUUGGAUCUAGAGUCACAGUUGCAAGAUAUGAAAUACGUGAAUUUAAUCCAACAGUCAACUAUAGGAGUGGUAGAAUCUCAGGAGAUGAUGCCAGAGCUACUGCUACAAAGUAUGCCAUUGGAGGAUUUGACUAAGAGGGAAGAGCUCCAAGGUGUAAAAUCUGUGGAUUUAAAUCUAGGCCCCUCUCAGCCAAGUGUCAAAUCUUCUGGACUGACCUCAGGGCCACAAUUGCCAAGUGUCAGAUUUUCAAAGAUAUUUCCAGGACCACUUCUUCAAGGCGAAAAACCUGUAGAAUUAAUCUCACAACCCCCACAUUAUGGUGUGAAAUCUGAUGAAUUGACCUCAGAUUCCCCAGUUCAGGACAUCAAAUUGUCAGAUUUUAUCCCAGAGCCAACACAUCAAAGUGUCAAAUUUGUACAGCUGACUCCAGAAUCACAACCUCAAGAUGUGAAAUUUGUGGAACUAAGCCCAGGACUAUACUUGCAAGAUGUCAAAUUUUCUGAUUUGAUCCCAGAGCCAAGGCAUCAAAGUUUCAAACAUAUGCAGUUGACACCAGGAGCUCAGCUCGAAGAUAUAAAGUCUCUAGGUUUUGUACCAGAGUCAUCUCUGCAGUCAAGCCAAAGGCCACAUGUUGAAGAUAUGAAAUCUGUUCUUUCUACUGAAGGAUCACAGUUUCACAGCAUGAAAUCUGUGAAAUCAACCUCAGAACUACCAUUUCAAAGUGUAAAAUCUGAGGAAGUAAACCUAGGGCCAUGGCAGCAAGAUAUCAAAUUUUCUGAAUUGACUUCAAGGCCAAAGCUGCAAGGUGUCAAAUCUGGGGAUCAAACUCCAGGAUCAGUGUUUCAUAGUGUGAAUUCUGUAGAGGUAGUUCCAGAGUUAGGGCUCCAAGAUUCCAAAUUAGCAAAGAUAUUUCCAGGAACUCAAAGUAUGAAACAAGUAGGGCUUAACCCAGAGCUGCGGCUACAAGAUGUCAAAUUUUUUGAUUUAGUACCAGGAACUCAACCUCAAGGUGUGAAAUCUUUAGAGUUAAACUCAGGGCCACAGCUACAAUGUGUAAAAGUUUUAGAGAUGACCCCAGGGCCAAAGAUGCAAGGGGUACCACCUGUGACAAUGGUUCCAGGGCCAGAGGGGGAAGGGGUUAAGCCUGAGUUGUUAGUACCAGAGCCACUGUCUCAAGGUGUAAAAUAUGUAGCAGGCAACCAAGAACCAAGCCUUGAAGCUGAAGUUUCCUAUAAAUUAGUCUCAGAGCCACAAAUGCCAGAUGCAGAAUACACGGAGUUGACUCCUGGGCCACAGUUGCCCAGUGUAAAUCAUUCUGAGUUGACCAGACAACCACAGUUACAAGGUAUGAAAUCUUCUGAAUUGAUACAAAGACCACAGUUACAAGACAUAAAUCCUGUGGAGUGGAGCCCAAUCUUGAAACUUCAAGGUUUCAGAUCUGAAAAGCUAACCUCAGAGCCACUGCUAGAAGAUAUGACAUUUGCGGGAUUAAUCCCAGGGCCACAUUUGGGAGAUGUGAAAACUAUGCAGUUAACGCCAGAGCCAGAAUUGGAAGAUGUCAAAUCUAUGACGUUAAUCCCACAGGCAGGAGGUGUAAAACUUGAGGAGGUAACCCCGGGCUCAAAGCUUCAAUCUGAGUUGCUGACUUCAGGAUCGCAGCUGGAAGAUACGAAAUCUGUGACCUUAACUCCAGGACCAUGCCUGGAAAAUAUGAAAUCUAUGGAGAUAACUCCAAGUCCACAGCUAGAAGGUGGGAAAUCUGUGGCGAUAACCUUAGGGUCACAGACAGAAGAUGUCAGAUCUGUGGAAUUCACCCCUGAUUCCGAGCUUCAAGGUGUAAAAUCUGUGGAGUUGACUCCAUGUUCAAGAAUUCAAGAUUUAAAAACUGAGGAGUUGGUCCUAGGUACACAGCUGCAAGAUAUGAAAGCUGCGAAAUUAAACCUUGGGCUAAAGAUGCAAGGUGAGAAGUCUAUGGCUUUUGCACCAGGGCCAUUGCUUCAAGGGGUUAAAUCUAUGGAGAUGCUUCAAAGGCCUCAGCUACAAAGUGUGAAACCUGAAGAACUGACUUCAGUCCCACAAAUGCAAGAUAUGAAAUUUGUGGAGAUUACUCCAUGUUUAAAACUUCGAAGUUUAAAAUCUAUAAAGGAGACUCAAGAUCCACAUCUGCAAUGUGUAAAACCUGUAAAGUUGACCCCAUGGCAAAAGAGGCAGGCAGUAAAAUUUGUGAAUGUAACCAGAGGAGAAGAGUUUGAAGAAGUAAAAUCUGUGGAUUUAGCCCUAAAGCAACAGUUUCAAGGGAUGGAACCUGUGGAUUUAACCCUUGACCCUGAACAGGAUGGUCAGAUAUCUGUAAACUCACAAGAGCAGCAAUGUGUGAAUUUUGAGCAAGUAAAGAAAGGGUCUGAGUCAGAAGGUGUAAUGUCUUUGGAGUUAAUUCCAGAGCCAAAAUCUGAAGGUAUAAAAUCUGUAGACCUCAAGUCUUACCUACAGUUGAAAGGUAUAAAAUCAUCUGAAUUGACUCCAGAAUCAAAUAUGCAAGAUGUAAAAGCUAAAGAGUUCAAACAUGAACCACAGUUGCAAAGUACGAAAUCUCCCAAGUUGACCCCAGGACCACAGUUGCACCAAGUGAAACCCCUGGGCUCAACUGUAGAGCCACAGGUUCAAAGUGUGAAAACUGUGGAGUUAAACAAAGAGCUAGAGCUUGGAAGAAUGAAAUCUGUUCAGUGGAUAACAAGACCUGAGUUCCAAGGUGUAAAAUCUGUAGGGUUAAAUCUUGGGUCACAAUCUCAAAGUGUCAAACCUGCAGAAUUGAAACUUUCCAUACAGUUGGGAGAUAUGAUAGCAUCUAAAUUGGUUCUAGAGCCAAAACGUCAAGGUGCAAAACUUAUGGAGUUUAACCGUGGGCCACAGUUGCAGUGUGUAAAAACCUCUGAGUUGUCUUCAGGACCACAGCUGCAAAAGGGGAAAAUGCCAGCAUCAACCUCAGAGCCACAGCUUCAAGGUGUGAAAACUGUGGAGUUAAACCAAGACUCACAGCUUAAAAGUGUGAAAUCUGUGCAGUGGAUACCAGGACCUGAGUUCCAAGGUGUAAAAACUAUAGGGUUAACUCUUGGUUCACAAUCUCAAGGUGUCAAACCUGGACAGUCGAAAUCUUCCAUAGCGUCAGGAGGUGUAAAGUCAUCUCAACUGACUCUAGGGCCAAAAUUUCAAAGUGUAACAUCUAUGGAGUUUAACCUUGGGUCACAGUUGCACUUUGUGAAAGCUCCUGAGUUGUCCCAAGGACCACAGCUGCAAAAAGGGAAAAUUCCAGCAUCGACCUCAGAGCCAUAUUUUCAAGGUGUGAAAACUGUGGAGUUAAACCAAGACUCACAGCUUGGAAGUGCAAAAUCUGUGCAGUGGAUAUCAGGACCUGAGUUCCAAGGUGUAAAAACUGUAGGGUUGAAUCUUGGUUCACAAUCUCGAGGUGUCAAGCCUGCAGAGUUGAAAUCCUCCACAGAGUCGGGAGGUGUAAAAUCAUCUGAAUUGACUCUAGGGGCAAAACUUCAAGGUGCAAAACCUGUGGAGUUUAACUUUGGGCCACAGUUGCAAUGUGUGAAAACUCCUAAGAUGUCCCAAGGACCACAGUUGCAGAAAGGGAAAAUUCUGGUGUCAACCUCAGAGCCACAGCUUCAAGGUGUAAAAGAUAUGGAGUCAAACCAAGACUCACAGCUUGGAAGUGUGAACUCUGUGCAGUGGAUACCAGGACCUGAGUUCCAAGGUGUGAAAUCUGUGCUAAAAUGUGGUUCACAAUCUCAAGUUGUCACAACUGUAGAAUUGAAACCUUCAGUACAAUUAAGAGAUGUGAAGUCAUCUGUGUUGACUCCAAGGCCAAAGCUCCAAAGUAUACAACCUUUGACAUCACUCCAGGAACAUCAGUUGCCAGGGCUCGAACCUAUUGAUUUGAAAUCUGGGCUACAGUUGACAAGUGUGAAAUCAUGUGGCCCAAUUUCAACAUCAAAGCUCUGUGAUAUAAAAUCUAUGGCAUUCAAACCUGGGCUUCAUUCGCAAGAUGUGAAAUCUUCUGAGUUGACCCCAAGACCACAGCUGCACAAAGUGAAACCCUUGGAGGCAUGCCCAGGAACACAGCUGCAAGAUGUGAAGUCUCCAGCAUUUACACAAGCGCCACAGUUUUCAGGGGUGAAAUCUGGAGUAUUAAGCCAAGAGCUACCAUUACAAAGUGAUAAAACUGUAGCGCUGAACUUCUUACUACACUUGAAAAGCAUGAAAUCAUCUAAAUUGGCUCAUCAGACAAAACUUCCAGGUAUGAAAUCUGAGGAGUUCAACUCUCGGCCACAAUGGCAAUGUGUCAAAUCUUUUAAGUUGAACCCUAAGACAAAGUCCCAAGACAUGAAGGUUAUAGAGUUAAACCCCAGUUCACAAUUGAAAGAUAUCCCAUAUUCUGAUUUGACCACAAGGACCAAGAUUCAAGGUGUCAAAUCUACAGACUUCAAACCUGGGCCACAGUUGCAAGGAGUGAAAUCUUCGGAGUCCAUACUGAAGACGAAGCUUCAAGAAGUGAAAUUAAUAGAAUGCAACUCAGGCCCAUGGUUGCAAGAUUUGAAAUCUUCUAGGUUGAUCAUGGGUAUAAAGCUUCAAGACAUGAAAUCUAUGGAUUUCAGUUCUGGACCACACUUACAGAGUGUGAAAUCUUCUGAAGUGAUUCCAGGGGGAAAGCUUCAGGGUGUGAAAUCAGUAGAAUCCAAACCCAGUCCAGAGUUACAAAGUGAGAAAUCUGAUUUGACCCUGGGGAGGAAGUUUCCAGGUACAAAAUCUGUAGAGCUGGAAUCAGGCCCACAGUUACAAGAUAUAAAAUCUUCUGAUUUGAUCGUGGGUAUAAAGCUUCAAGAUGUAAAAUCUAUGAAGUUCAGUUCUGGACAACACUUUCAAGGUAUAAAAUCUUCUGAGGUAACCUCAGGGACAAAGCUUCAAAGUAUGAAAUCAAUGGAUUUCAAUUCUGGACAACAGAUACAAAGUGAAGAAUCUUCUGAGUUGAUUCAGGGAACAAACCAUCAAGAUGUAAAAUCUGUACAAUUCCACCAUGGUCCAAAGUUACAAGGUGUGACAUCUGAGUUAACACCAGAGACAAAGCUUCAAGGUGGGGAAUCUGUGGAGUUCAACUCAGGCCCACAGUGGCAAGAUACAAAAUAUUCUAACUCAAUCAUGGGGACAGAGCUUCAAGAUGUAAAAUCUAUGGAGUUCAGUUCUGGAUCACACUUGCAAGGUAUGAAAUCUUCUGAAGUGAUCCCAGCAACAAAGCUUCAAAAAGUGAAAUCUGUGCUCAUGCCUAGGCCAAUGCAGCAAGAUGUGAAAUCUUCUGAAUUGACUAUAGGUACAAAGGUACAGGAUAGGACAUCUUUGGGGUUAAACUCAACUUCACAGUUACAAGAUAGAAAAUUAUCUAUGUUAACACCAGGGAUACACCCUCAAGGUGUGAAAUCUGUAGAAUUCAAUCCUGGGGCAAAGUUGGAAGAUAUGAAAUCUGGGUUGAUAAAGCCUCAGACAGUGAACUCUACAGAAGGCAACCAUGACCCAGAAUUGCAGGUUGCAAAACUCUCUAAGUUGGCCUUGGAAUCAAAGAUUCAUAGUGUGGCACCUUCCGAGUUCAAUGCUGAAAAGCAGCAGCAAGAUAAUAAAUCUCAUAAAUUGAAUCCAUGGCCAGACCUUCAAAGUGUAAAAUUUAUGGUGUUCAAUCCUGAGCCACAUCUGCGACAUAGAAAAUCUUCAGAAUUAUGCACAGGGACAAAGCUUCAAGAUGUAAAAUCUAUGAAAUUCAAUCUUCAGCAACAGCUGCAAGGUGUGAAAUCUUCUGAUUUGUGCCUAGGAACAAGGCUUCAAGGUACACAAUCUUUAGAUUUCAACCCUGGACCACAGUUGCAAGGAAUAAAAUCUGCCAAGUUGAAUCCUGGGCCUGAGCUUCAAGGUAUAAAAUCUAAGGUGUUCUGCCUUGGACCACAUUUGCAAGAUGUGAAUUCUUCUGUAUCCAUUCCAGAGCCACCACAUCAGUGUGUAAAUUCUACUGGGUGCAACCGUGGGCUACCUUUGCAAGGUGUAAAUUCUGCAUCCAUUCCAGCACCUAAACUUCAGUGUAUAAGUUCUAAUGGGUGCAUCCCUGGGCCACAUUUGCAAGAUGUGAAUUCUUCUGCAUCUAUUCCAGAGCCACCACUUCAGUGUGUAAAUUCUAUUGAGUAUAAUUCUGGGCCACAUCCACAAAGUGCGAAUUUUUCUGCAUCCAUUCGAGGCCCCAAACUUCAGUGUGUAAAUUCUAGUGGGUGCAACCCUGGGUCAAAUUUGCAAGGCGUGAAUUCUUCUGCAUCCAUUCCAGAGCCACCACUUCCGUGUGUAAAUUCUAUUGGGUGCAGCCCGGGGCCACAUUUGCAAGGUGUGAAUUCUGCAUUCAUUCCACAGCCAAAAGCUCAGUGUUUAAAUUCUAUUGGGUGCAACCCAGGGCCGUAUUUACAAGGUAUGAAAUCGCCUGAAUUAACUCCAGUUUCAAAACUUCAAGGUAUGAAGUGUUCUGAAUUGAACCCAGGGACAGAAAUUCAAAGUGAGACACCUAUGAUGUUCAACCCUAUACCACAUUUGCAAGGUUUAAAAUCUGAAUUGACUCCAGGGUCAAAGUUUCUACGUGCAGCACCUAUGGAAUGCAACCCUGGGCCACAGGUGCAGUAUGUGAAUUCUUCUGAGUUGAAUCGAGGGCUAAAAUUGCAAUGUAUAGAUUCUAUGGAGUGCAAACUUGCACCACACUUGCAGGGUGUAAAAUCAGGGACAAAAUUUCAAGAUAUGAAAUUUUCUGAGUUGCAUCCAGGGCCAGAGCUUCAAGGUAUAAAAUCUGUUGUGUUCAACUCUGCGCAACAUUUACAAGAUGUAAAAUGUGAACUGACUCCAGGGACAAAAUUUCAAGAUAUAACACCAAAGGAGUUCAACUCUGGCCCACAGCUGCAAGGUAUGAAUUCUUCUGAGUUGAAUUCAGAGUGGCAAAAUGUGAAAUCAAUGAUGUUGGCACCAGAGCCAACUAGGAAGUUCCCAUCAGGACCACUGUUGACUAGUGUCAGAUUUUCAAAUUUGUCUCCAGAAUCACAGCAACAAGGUGUGAAAUCUUUGGAGUUUACUCUAGAGCCAAAGUUGCAAAGCGUAGAACAUGUGAAAUUAUCUUCAGUGUCCCUGCAGCAAACUACAAAAUCUGUGGAAUUAGCACCAGGGUCACUGCUUCAAAGAAUGAACUAUGGGGAGCAAACUCCAAUAACAAAUUAUCAAAUCAUGGAAUCCUCUGAAAUAAUCCCUAGACCAGGGCAUCAGUUUGCAAAAUAUGCAGAGAUGAUCCCACAGCCAAAGUAUCAAGUCCCUAAAUCUGCAAAUUUGAUUUCAAUACCAAUUUAUCACACCACAGAAUCUUCAGAAAUGGCACAAGGAUUGGCACAUAAAGGCAUAGAUACUGUAGAGAAAUCUGUGCGGUUGACCCCAAAGCUAACAGGUAGAGCCAUGGAAUCCUUAGGGAUGCUGCUGCAGCCAGAUCUUCAGGUACCAAAAUUUGUUGAUCUGACUCCAGUGGUAAGGGAUCAAGGCUCAAAAUUCUUAGGAUUAACUCCAGAGAAAAGCUACCAAAUCCUAGAAACUAUGGAAUUGCUCUCUUGGCCACGGCCCCAAGUUAAGGAUUUGGGGGAGUUAUAUAUGAAGCCACUACAGCAAACUGUGGAAUAUGAAGGGAUUACCCCGGAACUUGUCCCAAAAGUUGUUCAAUCUGUGAUAGUGACCCCUGGACCACCAUUUCAAAUUGUAAAGUCUGUGGCAAUACCAAGGCCAACCCCUCAAAUGGUAGAAUAUAUUGAGUUGACUCCAAAACUGCAACAUGUGAGACCUUCAGAGCACCACUCAGGGCCAUGUUUGCAAGAUGUGAAAUCUACGAAAUUAAUCACAAAGCCAAAACACCAGAUUUUGGAAACAGUGGAGUUGACAGGGUUUCAAAUUGUAAAAACUACAUUAAUCCCAGGGCCAUCCCUUCAAAUCGUAAAAUCUGAGGAGUUAGCACCAGGACCAAUUCCUCAGGUCGUAGAACCAAUAGGAGUAGCCCUAGAAUCAGGAAUUGAAGCAAUAAAUUGUGUGGAUUUACUUCCAAGGCUGCAUCUUCAAGAACUGAUAGUACCUGCAGAAUUAACUCCAAGGCCACAUAUUCAAGUGAAAUCUGAAGAAUUAACCUCACCGCAAACAUCUCCAUUUGAGGAACAUACAAUAUUGACUCAUAAACAAGGGCUUCAAGCUGUGGAAUCUACAGUGAUAAAAACAGAGCCUCCUAAAGUUAUGGAAACUGAGGAUUUGAAUCUAGGACAGGUGUGUCAGAAUAGGGACUGUCAGAAGUUAACAUCAGAAGAGUUACAAGUAGGGACUGACUUCUCUAGUUUCCUACAAAACUCUUCAACCACAUUCAUUUCAAGCUCUGUCAGAACAGCAUCUGAAUUAGGAGGACUUUGGGAUUCUGGGAUACAGGAAGUAUCCAGAGCUUUGGAUACAAAAAACCCUGGGACAGAUAUUUUGCAGCCUGAAGAGACCUAUAUAGACCCUACUAUGAUACAAUCUUUAACUUUUCCCUUGGCCCUUCAUAAUCAAAGCUCUGAUAAGACAGCUAACAUUGUGGAAAACCCAUGUCCUGAGAUUCUAGGAGUGGAUGUCAUAUCUAAAGAGACAACUAAGAGGAAGCAAAUGGAGGAGCUAGAGAACUCACUUCAGAGACAUCUACCACAAAGCUGGAGAUCACUAUCUAGGACAUUCCAGGCAGAAUCAGGGGUUCAAAAAGGUCUCAUCAAGUCUUUCCUGGGCAGACAACACAAUGUCUGGGAGAGUCAUGCCUGGAGGCAGCGACUACCAAGAAAAUAUCUCUCCACUAUGCUAAUGCUGGGGAAUAAUUUAGGGACCACUAUGGAAAGGAAGCUUUGUUCUCAAACAUCUUUAGCAGAAGGAGCCACUGCAGAUACCUGUCAAUCUAUUCAGAAUUUAUUUGGGAUUCCAGCUGAACUGAUGGAAGCUUCCCAGAGCCUGCCAGAGAAGGGUCCAGUUACUAUUUCUCAGCCUUCCGUGGUCAAAAACUAUAUUCAGAGACAUACUUUUUAUCAUGGUCAUAAGAAAAGAAUGGCCUUAAGGAUAUGGACACGUGGCUCCACAUCUUCCAUAAUACAGCAAUACUCUGGGACUAGAGUGAGAAUAAAGAAGACAAACUCAAGGUUCAGUGGUAUAUCCCAAGAAGUCAUUCAACAUAUGCCUGUCUCAUGUGCAGGGGGCCAGCUUCCUGUCCUGGUAAAGUCAGAGUCUUCCCUCAGCAUAUUUUACGAUAGAGAAGAUCUUGUUCCAAUAGAAGAAAGUGAGGACUCACAGAGGGAUUCCCAGACAAGGAUUUCUGAGUCCCAACACUCCAUCAAGCCAAAUUAUCUUUCCCAGGCUAAGACUGACUUCUCAGAACAGUUCCAGUUGCUACAAGAUCUGCAGCUAAAAAUAGCAGCAAAACUCUUAAGGAGUCAAAUACCCCCCGAUGUGCCUCCACCUCUAGCUUCAGGUCUAGUCCUACAAUACCCUAUCUGCCUACAGUGUGGCCGAUGUUCAGGACUUAACUGCCAUCAUAAAUUACAGACCACUUCGGGGCCUUAUCUUCUUAUCUAUCCACAGCUCCACCUUGUACGCACUCCUGAAGGCCAUGGUGAGAUUCGGUUGCAUCUUGGCUUUAGGCUGAGAAUUGGGAAAAAACCCCAAAUCUCAAAGUAUCGUGAAAGAGAUAGACCCAUCAUACGGAGAAGCCCUAUAUCACCAUCACAAAGGAAAGCUAAAAUCUAUACUCAAGCUUCCAAGAGUCCUACUUCCACAAUAGAUUUGCAGUCUGGGCCUUCCCAGUCCCCUGCUCCUGUACAAGUCUGCAUCAGGCGAGGACAACGCAGCAGCCCUGACCUAGUAGAAAAGACAAAAACUAGAGCACCUGGGCACUAUGAAUUCACUCAAGUUCACAACCUACCAGAGAGUGACUCUGAAAGCACUCAGAAUGAAAAACGGGCUAAAGUGAGAACCAAAAAGAUCUCUGAUUCAAAAUAUCCAAUGAAGAGAAUCACCAAAGGACUUAGAAAACACAGAAAGUUCUACACAAACAGUAGAACCACAAUAGAGAGUCCCUCUAGGGAAUUAUCAGCCCAUUUAAGAAGGAAGAGGAUUGGAGCAACUCAGACAAGUACUGCCUCUUUAAAAAGACAACCUAAGAAACCUUCCCAACCCAAGUUCAUGCAACUGCUUUUUCAGAGCCUAAAGCAGGCAUUCCAAACAGCACACAGAGUUAUAGCUUUUGUUGGGCGGAAGCCUGUGGACAGGACAAGGCCAGACAAUUUGUGGGCAAGCAAAAACUAUUAUCCAAAACAAAAUGCCAGGGACUAUUGCUUACCAAGCAGUAUCAAAAGAGACAAGAGGUCAGCUGACAAGCUAAUGCCAGCAAGCUCAACCAUUAAGCAGGAGGACAUAUUGUGGGGAGGAAUGGGCCAGUGCAGAUCAGCUCAACAGCCAAGAAGAGCUCACUCUUUCCAACCCAGACCUCUUCGACUGCCCAAGCCCACAGAUUCCCAAAGUGGUAUUGCUUUCCAAACUGCCUCGGUGGGGCAGCCUCUGGGAACUGUUCAAAAGGACAGUAGUAGCAGAUCAAAGAAAAACUUCUAUAGAAAUGAAACCUUCAGCCAGGAGUCUAAGAACUUGUCCACACCAGGAACCAGAGUUCAGGCCCGAGGAAGAAUCCUACCUGGUUCCCCUGUGAAGAGAACCUGGUACCGACAUCUUAAAGAGAAACUCACACACAAGGAGCAUAACCACCCCAGCUUCUAUAGGGAGAGAAGCCCACGCAGUCCUUCCGAGAGAACCCGUCAUAACCCCUCUUGGAGAAACCAUCGCAGUCCCUCUGAGAGAAGCCAACGCCGUUCCUUGGAGAGAAGACAUCACAGUCCCUUUCAGAGGAGACACCGCAGUCCCUCUAGGAAAAACCAUUCCAGUCCCUCUGAGAGAAGCUGUCACAGUCCGUCUCAGAGAAAUCACUGCAGUCCCCCCGAGAGGAGCUGUCACAGUCUCUCUGAAAGGGGCCUUCGCAGUCCCUCCCAGAGAAGCCAUCGCAGUCCCUCUCAGAGGAGCCAUCACAGUCCCUCUGAGAUAAGACAUCACAGUCCCUCAGAGAAAAGCCAUCGCAGUCCCUCUGAGAGGAGCCAUCACGGUCCCUCUGAGAUAAGACAUCACAGUCCCUCAGAGAAAAGCCAUCGCAGUCCCUCAGAGACAAGCCAUCGCAGUCCCUCUGAGAGAAGACAUCGCAGUCCCUCAGAGAAAGCCAUCGCAGUCCCUCUGAGAGAAGACGUCGCAGUCCCUCUGAGAGAAGACAUCGCAGUCCCUCUGAGAGAAGACAUCGCAGUCCCUCUCAGAGGAGCCGUCCCAGUCCCUCUGAGAGAAGACAUCGCAGGCCCUCUGACAGAAGCCAUCGCAGUCCCGCUCAGAGGAGCCAUCGCGGUCCCUCCGAGAGAAGACAUCACAGUCCCUCAGAGAGAAGCCAUCACAGUCCCUCUGAGAGAAGACAUCGCAUUUCCUAUGACAGAAGACAUCACAGUCCCUCUGAGAGAAGACAUCGCAGUCCCUCUGAGAGAAGACAUCUCAGUUCCUCUGAGAGAAGACAUCGCAGUUCCUCUGAGAGAAGACAUCGCAGUCCCUCUGAGAGAAGACAUCGCAGUCCCUCUGAGAGAAGACAUCUCAGUUCCUCUGAGAGAAGCCAUCGCAGUCCCUCUGAGAGAAGACAUCGCAGUUCCUUGGAGAGGAGCCAUCACAGUCUCUCUGAGAGGAGCCGUCACAGUCUCUCAGAGAGGAGCCAUCGCAGUCCCUCUGAGAGGAGAUCUCACUGGUCCUUUGAGAGGAGCCAUCGUAGGAUUUCUGAGAGAAGUCACAGUCCCUCAGAGAAGAGCCACCUCAGUCCCUUGGAAAGAAGCCGUUGCAGUCCUUCUGAGAGGAGAGGACGCAGUUCCUCUGGGAAAACCUGUCACAGUCCCUCUGAGAGGAGCCAUCGCAGUUCCUGUGAGAGAACCCGUCACAGUCCCUCUGAGAUGAGGCCAGGGAGGCCCUCUGGGAGGAACCAUCGCAGUCCCUCUGAGAGAAGCCGACACAGUCCCCUUAAGGAGGGACUCAAGUACAGUUCCCCUGGAGAGAGGCCCAGCCAUAGUUUGUCUAGAGAUUUCAAGAAUCAAACAAGUCUCCUCGGGACCACACAUAAAAAUCCCAAAGCAGGGCAAGUGUGGAGGCCUGAAGCUACUCGAUUAGGCGAGAUCUGCCCCUAUUAUUCAUUGUCCUAAGUCUUCAUCGUGCUGCCCUUUCCAAGCUUCUUUCCUGCUCAGCCACUGCCUCCAAUUCCUGCGCCCCCAGCGUGGAAAGGCUUCCAUUUCUUUCUACCGGGGGGAGGCGUGUGAGACUGGGUCUGUAAUUUCUCUAAGAUCAAUAAAGGGGCAGUAAAUGA
Messenger RNA from Nomascus leucogenys (northern white-cheeked gibbon), 15935 nucleotides. It is a transcript of the gene SPATA31H1, whose product is annotated as chromosome 19 C2orf16 homolog. The record is from RefSeq and is a predicted model, not a curated record. Lineage: Eukaryota; Metazoa; Chordata; Mammalia; Primates; Hylobatidae. The coding region runs from base 638 to 15532 and encodes 4964 amino acids. The transcript is spliced from 7 exons.